AUGCGCCUCUCAUGGACUGUCGCUGCUUUGGCUAUGCUGGGCCUUGCCAGCGGUGCUCAGGCAGCAACAUUGAUAUGGGAUUGCACUCGUGUGCCAAACAUCUGCUCGAACGACUGUUACGCGAUCCAGUGCGCUGGUAAGCCAACGAGACUCCAUCGCGACUCUGCCAACGCUUCGAUCAAUCGUGCCAACACCGCCUGCCGAUCACCCAACCGUUGCGCGGGCAAGCCUGCUGACUCGAAUUCUUGCGACGAGUAUCCUUAUGCCUCGUCACAGGAAGGCGGAGCUGGCAGUGUAACUCGAUGCGUUCCCAGCACAGAAAACUCUCGCCAGGGAGGAACGCUGAGCAGUUUCUAUACCAACAAUGGCGUGAUCGAUCGAGAUGCUUACAAUGUCGCUUUUGCCUCGACGCGGGGACUGCAAUACUGCUCUGGUUCUUGCACCAACACGGGCAACGAGGUCACCAAGCGCAAUCUCGCCAUCGCAACUCAGCACAUUGCCCGUCACUUUCUGACCGAUCAGGGUCACCAACUCACCAUGUUCGAACGAGUGGACAGUCCUGGUUCGCUGGACAGUCUGAUUGGAACGCACGCUUGGCUCGCCCAUGAGGAGCGCAACGUCACUAUUGCCAGCGCUCUUGCUUCUGCUCCGUAA
Ustilago hordei is the source of this 654-nucleotide messenger RNA. RefSeq lists its product as uncharacterized. The transcript is spliced from 3 exons. The coding region runs from base 1 to 654 and encodes 217 amino acids. The record is from RefSeq and is a predicted model, not a curated record. Lineage: Eukaryota; Fungi; Basidiomycota; Ustilaginomycetes; Ustilaginales; Ustilaginaceae.